AUGCACCAACCAGGAUUGAUGUGUUAAACAUACGCUUCAAUGCAGAGGACUUAAUACUGCUGUGUAUAUUUAUGUCAUUUAUCUGCGUGUAUGUCUAAAUGAAGCUCCACACUCCUACAAACUACCUGAUGCUCUCUCUGGCUGUGGCUGACCUGCUAGUUGGACUUUUAGUUUUGCCUUUCAGUGUCGUGCUCUUUGUGAGGUCAUACUGGUCUGGUCAAGACUUGCUCUGCACCAUACGAGGCAGCAUAGACGUGAUACUGUGUAAUUCCUCCAUUUUGAAUCUGUGCAUCAUUUCUGUUGACAGAUAUUAUGCAGUGUGUCAUCCUCUGUCUUACGGAGUUAAAAUUAAUAGCCGCAUCGUUCGUAUCAUGAUCCUGGUGUCCUGGGCUGUUUCUGUUCUGAUUGGAGUUGGUCUCGGAUUGUCACCGAACCAAAACCAAUCGAGAUGUACUUUGUUUCAAAAUAAGUCACAGAGGUCAUCAGUCAUGGGAGCCAUGUUUACAUUUUUUAUUCCAGCCUUGAUAAUGUCUUCAGUCUACUUAAAGAUUUUGAUGGUGGCACAGAAACAGGCACGCAGCAUCCAGAAAACGUCUGGUUCAACUGUCAGUAAAAUGGAGAGAAAGGCGACUAAAACUCUGGCUAUUGUGAUGGGGGUUUUUCUGAUGAGCUGGACGCCUUUCUUUCUGUGCGUCAACCUAAAUCCUGUGAGCAACUACACAAUACCACUUCAUGCAGUACAAGCAUUCAAGUUACUUGGAUGGUCAAAUUCAAUGCUGAAUCCAUGUGUUUAUGCUUUCUUUUACAGCUGGUUUCGAUCAGCUUUUAGGAUGAUCAUUACGGGGAAAAUCUUUCAAGAUGACAUUUCUAAUUGUAAACUGUCUUGAGUCAUUGUUAGAUUCGCAUCAUUGGUAUGUGAAUAAUCUGUCUGUCACUUAGGAUUCAUAGAUUAUGUAUUUAUCUCUAGUCUUUAUCACUCAUAUAGACAGUACCAUUCAUUAGAUGUCAGUGUAUAGAAAUCCUUUUGACCUAUACAUAAAGUGACCUUUGACACCUCUCUUUUCAAGACUUAAUGGGCCAAUGCCUCCAUAUGUAUCUCUUUUACCAUGUAUGUUAUCUUAUUUCUAUUCUGCAGACACUGCAUUUCUUUUGAAUCAUUGUUUGACCUCUUAGCUUGCAACUUAUUGUGUUGCAUGUGCCUCUUCCUUCAUAAACGUCAUGUGUAUCUCA
This is a messenger RNA of Solea senegalensis (Senegalese sole), 1230 nucleotides long. Its product is annotated as trace amine-associated receptor 1-like. The coding region runs from base 99 to 887 and encodes 262 amino acids. Lineage: Eukaryota; Metazoa; Chordata; Actinopteri; Pleuronectiformes; Soleidae. The transcript is spliced from 2 exons. The record is from RefSeq and is a predicted model, not a curated record. Gene Ontology annotation, cellular component: membrane. Gene Ontology annotation, molecular function: G protein-coupled receptor activity. Gene Ontology annotation, biological process: adenylate cyclase-activating adrenergic receptor signaling pathway.